AUUAAUGCAUCUUAAACCAGGCAGAUUAACAUUGCAGACGGCGUGUCAUUCUCCAGCUGCAGGGGGUGGAGCUUGAUAGUUCUACCUGAAGACCAUGCCAGGUUUGUACUGCCUGCCAACCUGGACUGCCCUCCCUUUAAAGAGCUCGUGUGUGAAGGCCUGUGCCAAUGGGUAUUCGCUGGGAUUCACUGCGUACCUUACUUACAUCAACUUGGAACAGGAGCCUGUAGAAGGAGUAUUCGUUUAUCCACUGGAAGAGUCAGAGGUGGUGGCAGGCUUUGAAGCUGUGACAGGAGGCAGAACCUUCACCUUCCAGAUCCAGAACCGGCACAGGGCAGAGGACUGCUGCCUUGACUGUAGUUCCACUUUGAACCAACCUCUGCGCUGCACCAAUGGUCACCUGAUCCUCGAUGAAGACUUGGCGCGUUCCAUGUUCAUCAUGAGCACUGGCCCCGUUGGGCCCUCAGAAACCUUGACUGUGGUCUUCAGCAGUAGCCAGGAGUUGGCAACCCUCCCAAACGGCGCCCUGCGUGUCAUCUUCCCCUCCGUGCUCACACCCUUCCUUUUAUCUGUCCCUGAAAGUGAAAGUGAGGCGAGAGGCUUGUGUGACGACAGUUCCACCAGUUGUUUUGGAUCCAGCGGGCUGAAGAGCGAGCAGUCCUUCCUCCUGCCACCCAGAGACACCGAUAUCUUCAAGGGGGAUGUUUACAACCCCUUUCCCUAUGAGUUCGCUUUUGAAAUGCUGGUUAAGGGACCUUGCUUGCUGGCAGGAUUGGAAAGCCCGUCCCAUGCUCUUCAAGCUGACGCAAACCCUUAUGCCAGUUCAGCUUCAACUAUAUGCAUUACCUUGGCAGAGAAGCACAGGUGUGACAGGAACCUGGAAAUCAUCUUGUAUCCUUGUGAACCUCAUCACCCACACCUCAUAAUUGAAGAUGGUGCCAUGACUUACCAGGAAUACGAGGCUCACAUCAGGAACCGUCGAGACUACACACGAAUUGCCAAAAAAGACAAUGAUGGGGAGAGACAGGUGGCCUUUGUUCAGAAGAGAUUCCACAAAGACAUCUUGCAGAAUCCCGUCUUGAUGCUGAAUUUCUGCCCUGAGGUGGGCAACAUUUCUACGGAUUUCCAGACGGUGACAAGGGAAAUGCUCUUCCUCAUAGACCGAAGUGGAAGCAUUAUGCACAGAGAUGCCUUACUGGUGGCUAUAAAGAGCCUUCCUUCCAACACCUUGCUGAAUAUUACUGGCUUUGGCUCCAACAUCAAGCCCCUCUUCAAAACAAGCAAGCCCUGCAAUAGUGAGUCCCUCAGGUGGGCCUGUGAACACAUUCAGAAGCUACGAGCUGACAUGGGCGGAACGGACUUCCUCGGUGCUCUGUCUUGGAUCUUGGGGCAACCUCUUCACCGUGGAUAUCCACGCCAGCUUUUUAUCUUCACAGAUGCCAGUGUGAGCAACACAGGCAAAGUUAUUGAGCUGAUCAGGAGGCAGGCCAGCACUGUAAGGUGUUUCACCUUUGGUCUGGGAAGCGGUGCCUGCCGUAGGCUCCUACGGGGAAUGGCUAAGGUGAGCAGAGGUCAAGCCGAAUUCCUAAGCCCGGGUGAAAGGCUACAACCAAAGCUGAUGAAGUCUUUGAAGAAAGCGAUUGAGCCAGCUGUGAGUGACAUCACGAUAGACUGGUAUGUGCCGGACACUAUGGAGGCCCUGCUGUCGCCCAAUGAGAUUGCUGCCCUGUAUCCUGGAGACCGGCUCAUCAGUUACUGCACGCUUUACCACAUUGCCAGCUUCCGGGACAAGAAGGGCAGAGAGCCGCUGUGCCGGAGCCUCUCCAAGGGCUCCACAGGCUCGGUGUUCCAGUCCCAGGAGGAGGAGGCAAUAGGUCAAGAAGCCGCCCAUUCAAAUCCAUCUGGGGAGAGCCACGACAUUUAUAAAGCCCUUCAUGAAAUUUCCCGUGAGAUAUCCUUGGAGUUCUCUGCUGGGGCCACAGAAGAGUCCAUGAAGAGUGGAGAUAUCUGGAAGCGAAUUUACCAACCCUCCUAUAUUCAGGAACAGUACGUGCUCACCCACUGCUCGGUCAGCACUGACCGUAGCCAGGGCUUGCUGUCCCACAGCUCCACCAGCAGUGAGUCCACUGGCUCCAGGGAUGUACCCCCAGAGGGAGGCUCCUUAGCCCAGGCUCUUGAAGGCUGCUCUCAACAAGGCCAGAAGAGUGUGUCCCUCUGCAAUUCCUCCACCAAGUCUGCUCCGAUUCCGCAGGCUCAGCAGGCGGCUGGGACUAAGGUAUCAGUGGCCCUGAGUUCUGAAGAGCUGGUUCGAAGGAAUAAAGUGCUGGCCCGAGCUGCCCUCUCUGGACGCAGUUUCUCAUCCCCACACGGUGAACUGGAUGCCCAUCGACUGCGCCGGGCCCUGGAGAAAGUCUCCAAGAAACGGAACCGGUCCUUGGAAGGGAAACUAGAUGAGAUUGGGCCUGACUUGCAGAAGAUGAGAAAGAGCAUUGCUGAUUCCGGCAACUUGUUGUCCCCAGCCCACUUAGACUGGGACACUCUGUUGGAGCCCCCAUACUUUUUCAGCCCAUCGCCAGCAACGGAGCACGGGGAGACCGAAGCAAGCCCUUUGCCAUCCCUUCGCUGCCAGAUUGUGAUCCAUGCACUCAGUGCCGGGAAGCCAGUCUCCUGGGAAUUGACAGCCACCUUGGACUCCUUACUCUUUUCCCGAGAGGGCCAGACCAAAGAAGAGUCGUCCAGACAGCAUCAGCAAAGCAAAGCCUGGGACAAACUGCUUCACCGUUUGACAGCAAGCUCCGUCAUCCGGGAUAACGAGAACGUCGCCCAAAGAGAAGCGGAGCUAGAAAAUGGUUUCUCACGGAGAUUCCGUCUUAAGGCUAUCCAGUCCAGCAAGGCUUGUAACACACCCUCUAUUUAUACCUCUAUGGUGCCUGUGGAUUCUUCCACUCAGGAAAUCUUACCUGCAGCCCUUGAGGUUCGCAGCACAGGGGGCUUGUAUAGCUACCAGCAAGGGUCCCGGUGUGGCAGCCGGCGUCAACGUAGUUACUCAGCAGGUCUGGGGCGGAGGCAGGACUCAGAGGAUUUGGACUAUGCUCCUGUAUCUACAGAAGAGAUUCCUUCUUCUCCUGUUAAUGCCUCUCCCACUUCCCAUGAAAAGCAAAAUUCUCCUGAAGGUUUUGAUCCUAGCCCCUCUCCUGUCUCUCUGGGUUCCCAGAAAUCAGUGGAGAACUUUGUAGGAUCCAGGUUCAGCAUCAGCCGGCGACGAGGACAAGGACUGGCCCUCCGCCCACAGUGCCUGACCCCGCCAAGUGAACUCUCCCCUUGCGACAGUGCCAUUCACGACUACCUUCCGCUGGUGCACCUGCAGCAGGCCCCGGGCAUGUUCCAGCUGAGCGAGAGCUUCUCAGAGGUAGUUCAGAUCCCACUGGACCGCUUGCGCCGGGCCUCUCCCUACGCCUCACACCGUGCCAGCCUCAGCCCUGCCUCCAGCACCUCCCCUUGGGUGCUGAUUGCCAAGAAGAGCCCCAAACCAGCGGCAAACUUGCCGUCCCCAGAGGGCGCUGAAGAAGUCGUGGGAACAAGCAAGGACGGCGUGAUGGAGCCAGGCUCACCGCACUCCCAGAGCACCUGCUCAGAGGUGCUGAGCGCUGCCGUGUGGGCACAGGCAGACAGCGGACGGGGCUCCGAGACCGAUGCCUGCGACCAGUCGCCCGACGCCUCGGAAGCAAGCAUCAGCCUGCAGGAGAUGGGCCUCGAGGCAGAAGAGGGUGACCUGGAGAGCAUGAGCUGGGCUACGGCGGUAGCUUUGGCAUGGCUGGAGCACCGCUGUGCUGGGUUCUUUGUGGAGUGGGAGCUGCUGGCAGCCAAGGCCGACGCCUGGUUGCGGGUCCAGCAGUUGCCAGAAGGGGUGGAUGUUGCUGCCCUCAAAGGAGCUGCGCGCCAACUCUUCCUGCUGCUCCGCCACUGGGAUGAGAACAUCAAGUUGAACAUGCUGUGCUACGACCCAAACAACGUGUGAAAAGGGAUGGGUGGGCUUUG
Eublepharis macularius is the source of this 4038-nucleotide messenger RNA. RefSeq names its product von Willebrand factor A domain containing 5B2 (gene VWA5B2). The record is from RefSeq and is a predicted model, not a curated record. The transcript has 23 exons. NCBI's taxonomy places the organism in Eukaryota, Metazoa, Chordata, Lepidosauria, Squamata, Eublepharidae. Bases 95 to 4018 code for a protein of 1307 amino acids.